This is a messenger RNA of Corythoichthys intestinalis (scribbled pipefish), 1656 nucleotides long. RefSeq names its product T-cell surface antigen CD2-like. Bases 15 to 1043 code for a protein of 342 amino acids. The record is from RefSeq and is a predicted model, not a curated record. Gene Ontology annotation, cellular component: cell-cell junction. The transcript has 8 exons. Lineage: Eukaryota; Metazoa; Chordata; Actinopteri; Syngnathiformes; Syngnathidae.
UUGCUGUGACGCUGAUGAUGCAGAUGGCUGCUUCAAUUAUUGUCUCCCUGUUCUUGUUUUGCUGCAGUUUUACCUCAACAGAAGCCAAAGAUACUUGUGAAGCUUACGCACCUGUCGGCGGGAGUUUUGUUGUACCUCUGCAACACAAACUGCAAACAUUAGACAAUCUGAGAUGGAAGCACAACAAGACCAAGAUCUUUCAUCGACUUUCAAAUGAGACUCGUUCAGGGAAGCCAGAUGAUAUUAAUAGAAAUGGUUCUCUAAGGCUGACAAACCUGAAGAGAAGCAGUGAAGGCCUCUACAUCCCUGAGGUUUUUAAUACAAAUGGGGAACCUUUACUGAAUGGAAAAGGCCUAUAUUUGUGUAUCUUGGAUCCUGUUCCAAAGCCUGGAUUGCAAAUUGAAUGUGUCUUGCCCAAUGUGAAAUUCACGUGCAUUCCUGGUAAGACAGCUUAUGACACUCUGGAGUGGUUUCAGAAUGAUAAGCCUUUGUCCGAGGAAAAUGAGAAGACUGUACUGCGAGUUGCCAGUGAGGUGCCACAUUAUUCAUUCAAAUGCAAAAUUUCCAAUCGAGUCAGUUCCAUGAACAGUGAAAGCUUGAUACAAAAUUGCAUGGGCUCAAGUGAAUCCAUCUUCCCCAAAGAACUAUUUGGCCUAGAUUUUAGGAUCAUGGCAAGCAUCCUUGCUAGCUUGGGAGGCCUGGCUCUGUUGUUGAUCAUUAUCCUAUUCGUUUGCUGUAUUCGAGCCAUAAAAGAAAAACAAAAACAAGUUAAAGAGGAGGAGGAGCUUCGCUUGGGAUGGACCAAUUCUGAAGGACAACACCAACACCGUCAUCAACCACCCAAACGACAUCACCAUUGUCAUGGUCAAACUGGACCCCGGCAACACCGCAGCAGACAGCACAGAGAGCCAAGGUAUCAAAGAAGCAAACCUCAGGCCAGACCCAGAAGUGACACACAGGACUCUCAAGCAAUGGGCCCAGACAAGCAUGCUCCUCCUUGUCCUAAGCCCAGGAAAACAGCGAUUCCAGCACAAAGAAUGUGACGACAUGAUAAUGCAUCACCUUCAAAUACAGUAUCGUCCUGACGAUCAUCAUCUUGCAGUAUUGAGGUUCCCCAAUUUAACUACACUAUCUCCAUAGUCACACAAACCUAUUCAAAUGCCUUUGGAAGAGGAUUAGGGCCAGUGAAGAAAAUAAAUGCUUGGUCAGACUAACUUUAAAGUCAGUAUUCUGAGAAUAAAGUCAGAAUUCUCCUUUUAAAAGUGAGAAUCCUGCCAACUAGUUUUUGUUCUUCUUCAAUGGCACUAACCCUCUUCUUAAUGCCAGUUUUCCAUGACAAAAACAAUCAGAACCAGAACAAAAAACAAUACAAACUUUUUCACAACAUUAACGACCUAUAACAUGCGUAACCUACCAGUAAUGUUUAUUUUUAUUAUUAUUAUCUUCAAGAAGGAGACAAUUUGUAAGCAGCUUUUGUACUGGAUUAAUCCUCUUUUUUUCCUUCUUUUUUACUCAAUUGUUCUGAUUUAUGUAAUGUUGUGGCUUUUUCUGAUCACAUUACUUUUUCUUAUGGCUUGCAUUUUACUAUAUUAAGUUUUAAUAUAAAAAUACAUCACAGUACCUUAAAUCAAUGUAAAGUUUUGUUGUAUAUCUGAA